AUGGCAUGCAGAGGGUCAAAAGUUUUUUACGAUGCUGUAUCUAAGGUUUCUGAGAUCUAUGGUUGCCAUCAUUAUUCCGAUCUUUCAAAAUUGACUUUUCAUUCCAUUCUUAUUCAAUAAAUCAUCCAAUAAAAUACUAAAUUAUCCGUGAGUAAUUCUUUUCUACAGCAUUAGUUCAAUCUGGCUCAGAACAAUGAAAUGGGCGAAUCGAAUACCAUCAUCGGAAAGCCCGUGGACGUUGGCUCGGGAAGAUGUAUGAGUAUUCAGGCUAUGCAAGCGCUGUUCGAGCUAAAGGAAAAUAAUCAACUUUGUGACGCAACCAUAGUAUUAGAUGAUGGAGCCGAAAUUCCAGUUCAUAGAGCAAUUCUUUGCGCUUGUAGUUCUUAUUUCAGGGCCUUAUUUACCACGACUCUCCACAAUAGAGAAAAACACCGAGUGCAUUUACCAGGAGUUACAUCCGAGAUGUUACAAAAACUCCUUGUCUAUAUAUACUUAAGAAAAUUAGACAUUAACCACGACAACGUAUACUCUUUGCUGAUAACGGCGGAUUAUUUGAGCAUUUUGGGAGUUCUGGACCUUUGCUGUAAGUUUUUGGAAACCAACUUAACUCCCAAAAAUUGCAUAGGGAUUUUGAACUUCGCCAGAAAUCACUUUUGUCGCGAACUGGCGGCAAACACCUGGAAAUUCAUCAUGAGGAACUUUUCCCAAAUUGCCUACGAAAGUGACGAAAUUCUCACACUGUCCCUAGCCGAGAUCCAAGAAAUAAUCAAUGCGGACGACCUUAACGUUAAGAGUGAAGAAACAGUUUGGGAGUUGAUUCUAAGAUGGAUCGAUAAUGAUACGGAGGCUAGGAAGAAACACAUAGUGUCCUUAAUGAAAUGCAUUAGAUUAGGACUAUUGGACACGCAGUUCUUUUUGGAACGAGUGAAAGAGCAUCCUUAUGUAUCUAGUUCUGAAGAAAGUCGACCGAUGAUUAUCGAAACUUUGAAGUUUCUGUACGAUUUGGAAAUGAUCACUCACAGAGAUGGAGAAGUUGUGACCCCCGAAAUAGCCCGUCCCAGAGUGCCGCACGAGAUCCUCUUUGCGAUCGGAGGUUGGAGCGGAGGUUCUCCCACCAACUUUAUCGAGACCUACGAUACAAGAGCUGACCGAUGGGUCAAGGUGGAGGAAGUGGAUCCGACGGGGCCGAGGGCCUACCACGGUACGGCCGUGGUCGGAUUAAAUAUAUACGUAAUCGGAGGAUUCGAUGGAAUGGACUACUUCAAUUCGUGCAGGUGUUUCGACGCGGUGAGCAAGACUUGGAAAGAAAUUGCCCCGAUGCACGCCAGAAGGUGUUACGUCAGUACUGCUGUGGUGGACGAUUUGAUCUACGCCAUGGGCGGUUACGAUGGACAUCACAGACAAAACACGGCUGAGAAGUACGAUCACAAAACGAAUCAAUGGUCUUUGAUUGCUCCAAUGAACAUGCAACGAUCCGAUGCUAGUGCUUGUAAUUUAAAUGGUAAAAUAUACAUAACCGGCGGAUUCAAUGGCCAAGAAUGUAUGCAUUCAGCAGAAGUGUAUGAUCCUGUAAUAAACCAAUGGUCUCUGAUCAGUCCUAUGAGAUCCAGACGAUCUGGAGUAUCUUGUAUAGCCUACCACGGUCAAGUGUAUGUGAUUGGCGGUUUCAAUGGCAUAUCUAGAAUGUGUAGCGGUGAGAAAUUCAAUCCGCAGACGAAUACGUGGGCACCCAUACCCGAUAUGUACAAUCCAAGAAGUAAUUUUGCCAUUGAAGUUAUCGAUGAUAUGAUAUUUGCAAUUGGCGGAUUCAAUGGUGUCACUACAAUAUACCAUGUCGAAUGCUACGAUGAAAAAACAAACGAAUGGUAUGAAGCAACAGAUAUGAACAUCUAUCGGUCUGCCCUAUCAGCAUGUGUUAUUGACGGUUUGCCCAAUGUACAAGAUUAUAUUCACAAACACAGAGACAGACUCAUGGAGGAAAAACGCCAAAAAAUGAUAGCCUUAGAAAAUCAAAGAAAUUUAGGCGGCAUAGCAAACAACAACAACAACAACAACAAUGUCAACCAUCAAGAAAACAUAGCGGCAGCUGUCAACGCUAACAUGCAACAAUUAAACAUUUUACAACAACUGAACGCCAACUUGAACCCGGCUCUGCCUCCUGCUCCGGUACCCAACCCCAAUCCUGACCCAAUGGACGUGGACGAAAAUGACGUAGAACAAGCGUAAAAAAAACGUGGAUGGU
This is a messenger RNA of Psylliodes chrysocephalus, 2242 nucleotides long. NCBI's taxonomy places the organism in Eukaryota, Metazoa, Arthropoda, Insecta, Coleoptera, Chrysomelidae. The record is from the annotation of a GenBank genome assembly.